AUGUGUUUUGGUAUCCUCAAAGCAAGGUGGGCAAUCAUUAGGGGAGCUACUCGUAUGUUUGAUGAAGACAUGUUUCAGAGUAUUAUGACGACGUACAUCAUCCUCCAUAACAUGAUUGUGGAGGAUGAGUAUGAUUAUGAUGAACCAGAGAUGUUCGAACUCAAUCCCAUGAAUACAACAUUGUCAAUAAUUUAUGAACGACCUGUAGGAGCAAAUGGACAACCUCUGGAGCAUGAACUGUUGAUUAAAGGUUAUCAUUACAACAACCGUAUGAUUAACCUUUAUACGGAAAUGCAAUCUUCUUAUGUUCACGAAAGAUGUCAAGUUGACUUGAUCGAGCACUUAUGA
This is a messenger RNA of Prunus armeniaca (apricot), 348 nucleotides long. The record is from the annotation of a GenBank genome assembly. Lineage: Eukaryota; Viridiplantae; Streptophyta; Magnoliopsida; Rosales; Rosaceae.